AUGUCACAAUCUACUAUUGAGGCUCAUAUUAUUCUUGCACUUCAGGCCUAUCAGGGAGACCCAAAACUAAGUCUGCGACGAGCUGCAUUUCUCUAUAAUGUCCCCUUCCAGACCCUCCACUACCGAUCUCAGGGUCGUCAGGCUCGCGUCGAUUGUAUUCCUAAUGGUCGGAAACUAUCUGAUCAGGAGGAACAGAUUAUAGUCGAGUAUAUUCUGAAUCUAGAUUCGCGAGGAUUUCCCUCUCGGCAUCGCGACGUUGAAGAAAUGGCGAAUCGACUGCUUACUGAACGCGACGCAUCACCAGUUGGCAAGCGCUGGGCUAUCAAUUUUAUUAAACGGCAACCACAGCUCAAGACGCGUUCUUUUCGUAAAUAUGACUAUCGGAGAGCUCAAUGCGAAGAUCCAACCACUAUUCGCAACUGGUUCAGGCUAGUAGAGAACACAAUCGCAAAGUAUGGUAUUAGAUCAGAUAAUAUCUGGAACUUUGACGAGACUGGCUUUAUGAUGGGCGUCAUAUCAAGCGGUAUAGUCAUCACCAGCUCGGAAAGGCGUGGAAACCCAAAGUCAGUUCAGCCUGGAAACCGUGAAUAG
Fusarium venenatum is the source of this 591-nucleotide messenger RNA. NCBI's taxonomy places the organism in Eukaryota, Fungi, Ascomycota, Sordariomycetes, Hypocreales, Nectriaceae. The record is from RefSeq and is a predicted model, not a curated record.